AUGUUACCUGCCUCUGCUGUCAAUGAAAUGCAGCAGGAUCUGCAGCUGCAAACUCUGGCUCGAUCUUUCGAAGCUCUCUUGCUUACCAUCCAACACCUAGGCUGCAAGGAAAGAGAUCUGCAUCGGAGGCUGAAAUAUGCACACGAUGAGUACCUCAAGUUGGCAAAUCAACUUCCUAAUGAAACCAAUACACACUCCAAGAUCGUUGCGGAGAAGAUACUUGGUCGACAUUCCGAAUACGAACCCCUCCAUAGCCAAUCCCUAAAUCCCCUGGAUGUAAUCAAGGCACUUGCAGACUCUGGAAACGUAGGAAGCGAGGCACUUACUGCCAUAAAGGAAGGACUGGAAUGCUGCAGAUCAAUAAACCGCACCGACAAUGAUAAGCAGCUUUCCGAAGUCAAUUCAUGUUAUGUUGCGACCAGGGCUGGCGUAUCAGGCAACUUAGAAAAAGACUUCACCACCAAGGGCACGCAGGGAAGUUUGCGUUGUCCCUUUUCGAAGCCUAACAAUAAACCCUCUGAAAAUGGGGAGUCUAACGGGAUUGAGGAUGCCUUUGUUACUCAGAACGGUGAUACGUGCGGGCACGAGGACCUCGAUCCCAUUAAAGCUGAACAGAAUGAUAGACGCUCUAGUUUAACGACAUCCGCAAAGUCGAGUUCAACCAGAUGCCCUAUUUCUAGGUGUCCUAUCAGAUUCAUGGACAAGCAUAGUCCGGAGGAGAUUGCCGACUAUGUCGAGAGACACAAGCAUGAGAUCCCUCGCAGCCAUGCAAUAUGCGUUCAACGUUACCAGAAAGAUUCUCAAACGAUGCGGCAACUUGACGCAAAGUAUGGUAAUCUUAUCAGUAUGAUCCAAGGCUUGUCAGUCAAACAUCAAGCGUACCUACCAGGCCAUAGCCAGGACGGCGCACCAGCAUCCAGUUCAUCUGCUGAACGAGUCGAAAAAUGGGCAGAAGACGUUGGAAUGGAAGCGCCUGAGCAAGAAAUACGCAGCUCUGCCAACGAACAAGAAGCAUCAGGGGCUGACGAUGAUGACGAGAGAAAGGGGCAUUUCGACCGUCCUUUGCGCGAGGUGCGUGUUGGCGAAUCCCCAAGCAGGCCUUGGGGCAUACCGGUUCCAGUUUCCCAACCUUCUUUCACACCUGCCAUACACUCGCCGCCCACUCCGCCCUCAGGCACUGCCAAACAGCCAUUGAAAGCGUCAUCUGGCCUUUCUGCCACUGGGGAGCCUGCCAAAGUUUCAUCUGGCAUGAGAACUGGUCGGUGUCCUUUCGGCCAUGAUGCUCCCAAAGCGGACGAUCCAAGGCACGAUCUGGAGAUUGAAACCGUCCGUAACGAAGCAAGCAAGAGCGAGGCCGCAGACACCCCUCGCCCCCCUCACGAGGAUAGCGCGGACGGUUAUUUUCCUACUGGCCAAAUCGACCCAACCUCGUCCGCAAAAGUCGUCUUCAAUGGGCCGGUUUUCUUCGGGUUCUCACCGGAGCAAACUGCAUCGUUCCUGCACAAACUGGGCAAUACAGUGUCAAGCAAGCCAUCAUAA
This is a messenger RNA of Aspergillus lentulus, 1539 nucleotides long. RefSeq lists its product as uncharacterized. The record is from RefSeq and is a predicted model, not a curated record. Lineage: Eukaryota; Fungi; Ascomycota; Eurotiomycetes; Eurotiales; Aspergillaceae.